AUGGCCCCGCAGAUGCUGCACAGAGUCAUCCACGGCACUACAACCCCGCAGCCCUGGCAAAAAAACCUCAUUCGCUUCCAACCCGCCCGGCUGUACGGCUAUCGGCGCCAUCGCGUCCAAGGUGCAGAGUACCCCGGCAUUUUUGCCGAGUCAUCGCCCUCCGAGACCGCCGUCUUGGGUGUCCUGGUUUCCGGCCUGACCGAGGGCGACAUGUACCGACUAGACCGCUACGAGGGCAGUGAGUAUGUCAAGGAGUCGGUCAAAGUGCGUACACUUCACUCGAAAGCCCAUGGAAAAGUGACGUCCGAGGAUGAGCUGUUCAAGGAACUCAAUGCGGCCGAGUCGGGCGCCGCCAGGGAAGGGGACGAGGUUCUGGCAACGACGUAUGUGUGGGUUGCGGGCAAGGAGUGCCUGGAAGAGGCGGAAUGGGAUUUUGAGAGAUUCAAGCGAGAUAGACUGGCUUGGUGGGUUGGUGCGCAUGAGAGUGAAUGGUAG
Molecule: messenger RNA, 495 nt
Organism: Penicillium oxalicum
Lineage: Eukaryota; Fungi; Ascomycota; Eurotiomycetes; Eurotiales; Aspergillaceae
Product: gamma-glutamylcyclotransferase family protein
Exons: 1
Coding region: 1-495 (164 amino acids)
Source: RefSeq, a predicted model, not a curated record